Messenger RNA from Paramecium primaurelia, 884 nucleotides. NCBI's taxonomy places the organism in Eukaryota, Ciliophora, Oligohymenophorea, Peniculida, Parameciidae. The record is from the annotation of a GenBank genome assembly.
AUGAAAAAAAAUUUAUAGGAAAAAGUAAUAAAUAAAUAAAUAAAUAUUAUUUAGAUAGAAAAACUGACAAAAUGCUAAACAACUAAUCAAAACAGAUAUUCACGAGGACAUUAACAAAUAUUAUCAAAUAUUACUUCUAAACAAAAAUAUAUACUGAUUUCAUAUAGUUAGAUUAUUAAUAAAGAUGAUUAAAUUUAGGCUUAAUAAUAUUUAAAAAUUUGAGAUCAUAGUUCUGCUAUUACUUGAUUUAAAUAUUGGUAUUCAGUAAAAACAAAAUAUUUUAGUUGCAGAUGAAUAAUAGACAUUAAUUCUAUUAAAGGACUUUCUUUAUGGAAAAAGAAAAUAUAAUUAUUUUUUAAAAGGUGCUGAAUAUUAGAAUUUUUGACUAUGUUAUAGAUUUUACUGUUUUGUUUCUCAGCAGGUUUAUGAAUCUAAUAUUUUCCUUGACUUGUACUAUUUAAGGAUUCGAAAAAGUAAUCUAGAAUUUUCCUCUAAAUAAUCUAGUUUUUAUUUUUGAAGAAUAAAAAAUUAUGAUCUCAAAGGAUAUAACACAAAAUAAAUAUUCGAAAAUUUACUAUACUAUUUCUUUAAGUGAAUCACUUAGAAAUACAAAUUCAUUAAUAAAUUUUGAAUUCUUUGUAUGCAUAUAUAUCACGAACAUUAGAUGGGAAAAGUAUUUUUAAUACAUUAAGAGAUUUUUCCAUAAGCCAUAAUGAAAUCAAAGGCGAUUUAAUAGACACUGAAGUUUCUUAUUAAAUCAUGUAUUUGGAAGGCUAGCUGCGUAUUGAGUACUAAAAGAGAGCGGGCUCAAUUGAUAAUUUGGAUGCUAGAAAGUAUAGUUUUCCAGUAUAUUGAUUAAAAAGCUUAAUUACAAUAGAAUUGAA